GUCUGGCCAUCACUGAUUUGGGGUGCCUAUCAACGCUUCUUUGGACAAACAUCUGCAUGACACCGGCAUUUUAUUCCUUAGAUCUGCCAUUUGAACCUAUACAGUUCCAGUUUGUGACAAGCGGAAUCCCUCAUGUGAUGUUUUCUAGAAUUAGUAGUUGGAUCACAGCCCUGGUCACUCUAGAGAGAUGCCUGUGUAUAACUAUGCCUCUAAAG
Candidula unifasciata is the source of this 215-nucleotide messenger RNA. The record is from the annotation of a GenBank genome assembly. Lineage: Eukaryota; Metazoa; Mollusca; Gastropoda; Stylommatophora; Geomitridae.